This is a messenger RNA of Aspergillus saccharolyticus JOP 1030-1, 1164 nucleotides long. RefSeq names its product putative alkaline lipase. The coding region runs from base 159 to 1013 and encodes 284 amino acids. Lineage: Eukaryota; Fungi; Ascomycota; Eurotiomycetes; Eurotiales; Aspergillaceae. The record is from RefSeq and is a predicted model, not a curated record. The transcript has 6 exons. Gene Ontology annotation, biological process: lipid metabolic process.
AGUUUCAGCUCGAGAGCAGGCGGUUUGGCAAGAAUUUUGCGCCUCGGUAAUGGCCCGCAGGGAGAUAUAAGGCAGGACUGAAGCCCUAGAGAUCCUGUUGCAGCAAGCUCAACCUCUACAUUCUCUAUAGUCGCUCGUUAUAGCUUCCAUCAGUCGCCAUGUUUCUCAAGAAGUCCGUCAUCCUAGCCGGAGUGGCCAUGAUCCCUGUCGCCUGCGCCGUGCCCACGAAGCGGGCUACCGCCGAUCCCGCUGAGUGGACGGAGCUUCAUCGGGCAGCGCAACUUUCCUCGGCCGCAUACACUGGCUGUACCGGCACGGCUUUCGAUGUAACCAUCACGAAACAACUUAAUGAUCUGGUUACAGACACUCAGGGUUUUAUCGGCUACUCCUCCGAGAAGAAGCGCAUCACGGUGGCCAUGCGAGGCUCGACGUCUGCGACUGAUAUUGCCAAUGACGUGGACACCACCUUGGUGACCCCAACCCUUUCCGGUGUCAACUUUCCGUCAGGCGCCCAGAUCAUGCAUGGCAUUUAUUCGCCCUGGUCGUCAGUGCACGACACGGUGAUUUCCGAGGUCAAGUCCCUUGUGGAGCAAUACCCGGACUAUGAUCUCGAAUCCACCGGCCAUUCUCUGGGCGGGUCCCUCACAUACAUGUCGUACAUCGCUUUGACGCAGAAUUUUCCCGGGAAGAAGGUCAUCAGCAAUGCGUUAGCAGCGUAUCCAAUCGGCAACUCGGCAUUUGCUGCUUUUGGUACCUCGCAAAAUGGCACGUUGAACCGGGGUAACAAUGCUGGUGAUGGUGUUCCAAACAUGUAUGUCAUGUGGCCUUAUGACUUUGUCCACUAUGGAACAGAAUACUACAGCUCCGGAACUCAGAGCAGCACCGUCAAAUGCAGCGGCGAGCGGGACACCCAGUGCUCUGCCGGCAAUGGGAUGUUGGGUGUCACCGCAGGCCACUUCUCCAACUUUGGCAUUUCUCUGGGUUUGGCUGGCUGCAGCGCAUCAGUGUUGUAGGAGGUCGAUCGGCGGAUGAGGCAUGAGUAGAAGUAGGCUGGGAAGACAAGCAUUCGCAGCAGGUCUGUGUGUUGCAUGUUUUGCUUCGUGUGCGGUGUCAUGAUCAGUGUUUCGGGUCAAUUCUUGGAUGGUCGUUUGCAUUUUGGAAUAU